This is a messenger RNA of Gossypium raimondii (Peruvian cotton), 3010 nucleotides long. Its product is annotated as putative pentatricopeptide repeat-containing protein At1g77010, mitochondrial. The record is from RefSeq and is a predicted model, not a curated record. Gene Ontology annotation, molecular function: RNA binding; protein binding. The transcript has 2 exons. Gene Ontology annotation, biological process: RNA modification. The coding region runs from base 269 to 2302 and encodes 677 amino acids. Lineage: Eukaryota; Viridiplantae; Streptophyta; Magnoliopsida; Malvales; Malvaceae.
UUUCUUGAUGCAAUUGUGGCUUAUGCAUAUUCGAACUUCAAUAUAUAAACACAUGAAGCUUUGGCCAAUAAUCUAAAAGAGUAAGUGAUUCAAGCUGAAUGUUGAACCUUUGGGCAAUAAGCAUUAACAUCCAUUUACAUUCUCAACCAAGAAGUUAUAUAUAAUAGUUUUUACAGUUUCGUAAAGCACAAUUUAUGGUCUUUUUCUUUGUGUGAUGACCGUAACACAUUGAUAAAAUCAUCUACCAAAGACCAAAUAGCUAGUUCCCAUGACCAUGGAGCUUGAUCACCAAUAUUAUGGUCGUUUGCUUCAAUCUUGUACAACCCGCAACUCCAUUCUCCUAGGAAAACAGCUCCACCUCUUUUUCCUCAAAAAGGGUAUCCUCGGUUCCACUCUUACAGUAGGAAAUCGCCUCCUCCAAAUGUAUGCGCGGUGCGGUACAAUGGCUGAGACUUGGAAACUGUUUGAUGAAAUGCCGCAGAGAAAUUGUUUUUCUUGGAAUACACUAAUUGAAGGGUACAUGAAAUCUGGAAAUAAAGAGAAGUCAUUGGAGUUGUUCCAGUUGAUGCCGCAUAAAAAUGAUUUCUCCUGGAACUUAGUCAUUUCCGGGUUUGCCAAAGCGGGCGAGUUAGAAGUUGCAGGGGCUUUGUUUGAUGACAUGCCUAAGAAAAAUGGGUUUGCUUGCUAUUCGAUGAUUCAUGGUUACGCUCGGAAUGGGGAAGCAAAAAAGGCUAUUGAGCUGUUUAAAGAAUCGGGAUCUUUGGGUGAUGCAUUUGUGUUGGCAACUGUUAUUGGGGCAUGCGUUGAUUUGGGAGCUAUAGAAUAUGGGAAGCAGAUUCAUGCACAUAUGGUGGUUGCGGGAAUAGAGCUUGAUCCAGUGUUGUGCAGUUCUCUGAUAAACUUAUAUGGGAAAUGUGGUGACUUGGAUGGUGCAAGUCGUGUUUUGAAUUUGAUGACAGAACCGGAUGAUUUUUCUUUGUCUGCAUUAAUUUCUGGUUAUGCAACCUGUGGCAGAAUGACUGAUGCAAGAAGAAUAUUUGAUAGAAAAAGUGAUCCAUCUGUUGUUUUAUGGAAUUCUUUGAUCUCAGGACAUGUUUUGAACAAUGAGGAAAUUAAAGCAUUAGCUCUUUUUAAUAAGAUGCGGGAAAAAGGGGUUCGGGAAGACUUUUCUUCGAUUGCAGUUAUUCUGAGGGCCUGCAGUAGUUUAUACAUUUUGGAACAUGUCAAACAGAUGCAUGGUCAUGCUCAUAAAGUUGGUGCGGUCUCUGAUGUUAUCGUAGCCAGCACUCUGAUUGAUUCUUACUCCAAGUUUGGAAAGCCUAAUGAUGCUUGCAAGUUGUUUAGUGAGCUUGAAGCCUAUGAUACAAUCUUGCUUAACUGUAUGAUCACUGUGUAUUCCAGCUGUGGAAGAAUUGAAGAUGCAAAGCAGAUUUUCAUGACAAUGCCAAAUAAAAGCCUGAUAUCAUGGAAUUCAAUGAUAGUAGGUCUGAGUCAAAAUGGUUGUCCAGUUGAGGCAUUAGAUCUAUUCUUCAAGAUGAAUAAAUUAAACCUGAGAAUCGACAAGUUUACUUUGGCUAGUGCCAUCAGUGCCUGUGCUAGCAUCUCCAGUAUUGAACUUGGUGAUCAAGUAUUUGCUAAAGCUACUCACAUUGGACUUGAAUCUGAUCAAAUAAUAUCUACCUCCCUUGUUGAUUUCUACUGCAAAUGUGGUUUAGUUGAAUAUGGGCGAAAAAUAUUUGACACAAUGACAAAAUCAGAUGAAAUCUCUUGGAAUUCCAUGCUGAUGGGUUAUGCUACUAAUGGUCAUGGGUUUGAAGCAUUGUUGUUGUUCAAUGAAAUGAUAAAUGCUGGUGUAGCGCCAACUGACGUAACAUUUAUAGCAGUCCUGUCUGCCUGUGAUCAUUGUGGACUUCUAGAGGAGGGACGAAAGUGGUUUAACUCAAUGAAAAGGGACUAUCAUUAUGAUCCGGGGAUAGAGCACUACUCUUGCAUGGUUGAUCUUUUUGCCCGUGUUGGUUGCCUUGAGGAAGCAAUGGAUCUCAUAGGGGAAAUGCCUUUUAAGGCGGAUGCAAGUUUGUGGUUAUCUGUUUUGAGAGGCUGUGUUGCGCAUGGAGACAAAACUCUUGGAAAGGAGGUGGCAGAGCGGAUUAUCGAGCUCGAUCCUGGAAACUCCAGUGCUUACGUACAGUUAUCAAGCUUAUUUGCAACCUCUGGUGAAUGGGAAACGUCAGCUAUUGUUAGAAAGAUAAUGAGAGAAAAGCAAAUUCAGAAGAAUCCUGGUUUCAGUUGGGCUGACAGUUGAACAAGCACCUUCGUAGUGGCAACUGGCAAAGGUUGUGUCGGGCUAGCUUCUUAUACUUGCUUCACUCAUCAAGUUCCAGGGAGAGAUAAAAGGUUUUUCUGUGACAUUGUACUUGACUUGCUUGUAGAAUGCUGCAUCCCUCGUCCAGAUAAUCUCUAGUCCUCCAUGAUAUACAAUUGGAUUAAAGAAAGCUCUUUUUGGGAAUCCAUUUUUCCUCUAAGUGAAGAUAAAAAAAGAAAGUAAUGAAGAUAUCUGAGUGUUAACUUCACAGAUGCAGAUUUUAACAUGAUUUGUCACCAAUGGUGCCUGUUAGAAUAGAGUUUCAGAGGUUAGUUCCCUUCAUCUCUGCCUGGAUGACCAAACUAAAACUCUUGGUUCAUUUUGUUCCAGAACAGAGAUUGGGCCAAGCUACUAGUUUGGACUGAAUUGGCUGUCCUGCAGCAAGGUGGCUACAAACCCUAAUCUACCUCUAUAGAAGUUGAGAUUUAGUCCUUAUACUUUAAAAGUUAAAAAUUCAAUUCUCCUACUUUUUCAAUUUAAAAAUUCUAGUCCAAUCAUUAUUACGGUUGGUAGUUUCUGUUAAAAUUUGUCAACUUAAAAUGUUUAUUUUCCAUUAAUCAUAAGAUAAGUCACACAAGAGCAGCUUAAUCAACAUCUCAAAUUGACAAAUUUUGAUAAAAAUGCUUACUAAUUUAAUAAUUGGACAUA